Molecule: messenger RNA, 1220 nt
Organism: Phoenix dactylifera (date palm)
Lineage: Eukaryota; Viridiplantae; Streptophyta; Magnoliopsida; Arecales; Arecaceae
Gene: CBSX3
Product: Cystathionine beta-synthase (CBS) family protein
Source: RefSeq, a predicted model, not a curated record
GCCUUCACAAAAGCGGGGUGCUGAUAAGACCGGGACACCUCACCUGGUCACGCUCCCCAACUCACGGCCUCUACCUCUAUAAGCAUAACAAAGGCUUUCUUCUCUUUCUUAUUUACAGCAGUAAGAAGAAGAGAGAGAGUGAAGAGUCGGAUCGGUAUCCAUCGCCCCUUCCUCUCCUUCCUUCUCUCUCUCCUUCCCCACUCCGCUCGCGGUGUCGUUGCGCAGCCUUUCCAGGCAAAAUGCAAGGAGCACUUCAAGCUAUCCGUGCACAAGGAAAUGUUCUCAAAUGUGCUGUUCUGCAGCAUAUGCGUAUCAUGAAUCCAGCCAUGUUACCUACUGCCUUUUCACGCUUUGAGUCAACUUCUGCUCAAUUGGAAGAGCACGGAUUUGAAAGCACCACAAUUUCAGAUGUUUUAAAAGCUAAGGGCAAGGGUGCUGAUGGGUCCUGGCUGUGGUGCACUACAGAUGAUACUGUGUAUGAUGCUGUGAAAGCGAUGACACAACACAAUGUUGGAGCUUUGGUGGUGGUAAAACCUGAAGCUGAUAAAGCAAUUGCUGGAAUUAUUACUGAGAGAGAUUAUCUCCGGAAAAUCAUUGUUCAGGGAAGAUCUUCAAAAUCAACUAAAGUUGGUGAUAUUAUGACUGAAGAGAACAAGCUGAUCACUGUGACUCCUGAUACCAAAGUUCUGCAAGCUAUGCAACUGAUGACAGAUAAUCGUGUCAGACACAUUCCAGUGAUUGAUGACAAGGGUAUGAUCGGCAUGGUCUCCAUUGGGGAUGUUGUUCGAGCUGUGGUGACUGAGCAUCGUGAGGAGCUGGACCGCCUCAAUGCUUUCAUACAUGGAGGUUACUAGAAUGAAUAAUUCUAGACUGUAAUAAAGUUCAAUGAUGUUGGCGAAAAGUGGGGAAAAUAACCAAGUUUAUCAAGAGACAGCAUGAGUUUUUCCAGUACUGGUUUUGCAUGUGUACGUAAGGGAUGUUUUCUUCUUGUGUGUGCUAUUCUCCUUCAGCCACGAAAUGGCAGGGUUGGUGUAUAAGAUACGUGGUCAGGACCAGGUAUCCGAUGAGUGGCUCCUUUGUUGUUUGCUCUGGCAUGUUGUUCAUAUUUUCUGUGCCCAAGCCUGGUCAAUGAUCAGAUCUACUCUGGAUUUAAUGUUCCUUUAAUGCUCAUGCAUGGUUUCAUAUACAAUAUAUUUGGAAAAGGAAACAAAGUUCUUGCA